CAAUAGCAUUUCCAUGGAUAAAGAAAAUAGACAGUAGUACGACUUUAGCUUAGCUGCCACCGAUUACUUCUUUAUCAAUGUGAUGCACGCCGUGGACUUUGACACUUAGACUUCAAAUGAAAUUACAGUCUGUUGUUGUCUUAUAAAUAUUAGUCAUUUGUUGUCACCAUCUUCUUCUUCACAGCAACAUUUCAUCCUUUUACAAUCAAACCAAAACACCCAAAAUGGCUGACGGAGUUCUCUCUAACGUUGUCGGAAAUAUCAUUACCAAGCUGGGUUCUCGAGCCCUUGAUGAGAUCGGAUUGUGGUGGGGCGUCAAAGGUGAGCUUAAGAAACUUGACGCCACAGUUUCUAGUAUUCGCAAUGUUCUUCUGGAUGCUGAGGAGCAGCAGAAACUUAACCGUCAAGUGAAAGGCUGGCUUGAGAGGCUAGAAGAAGUUGUUUAUGAUGCUGAUGACUUGAUAGAUGACUUCGCCACUGAAGCUCUAAGGCGCCGAGUGAUGACUGGAAAUAGAAUGACAAAGGAGGUAAGUCUCUUCUUUUCGUCUUCAAAUCAACUUGUUUAUGGUUUUAAAAUGGGUCAUAAAAUUAAGGUGAUUAGGGAGAGUCUAGCUGAUAUUCAAGGUGAUAGAAACUUUAAUUUAGAGGUUCGAACUGAUCAGGAGAGGAUUGUAUGGAGGGAUCAAACUGAGUCCUCUUUACCUGAAGUGGUUAUUGGGAGAGAGGGUGACAAAAAUGCAAUUACAGAACUUGUAUUAUCCAAUAGUGAAGAAAGUGUUUCAAUUCUCUCAAUCGUUGGAAUUGGAGGGUUAGGGAAGACGACUCUUGCUCAAAUCAUAUUCAAUGAUGAACUGAUUAAGAAUUCAUUUGAGCGAAGAAUAUGGGUGUGUGUUUCAGAUCCUUUUAAUGUGAAAAUGAUUGUUAGAAAGAUUCUAGAGUCUGCAACAGAGAAGAAACCAGAAGAUCUUGAGUUAGAAGCACUGAAAUCUCAACUUGGAAGAAUUAUUGAUGGAAAGAAAUAUCUGCUUGUUCUAGAUGAUGUGUGGAAUGAGAAUAGAGAACAAUGGCAGAAUUUAAAGAGAUUAUUAGUAGGUGGCUCUAGUGGAAGUAAGAUAUUAAUAACCACUCGCUCUAAAAAGGUGGCAGAUAUACCUAGCACAAUGGCACCACAUGUUUUGGAAGGGUUGUCUCCGGAUGAGUCUUGGUUUUUGUUUUUGCGUGUAGCACUUGAGGGGCAGGUGCCAAAAAAUGCAAAUGCAAGAGAGAUUGGAGAGGAGAUUUUGAAGAAAUGUUGUGGAGUUCCUCUUGCUAUAAAAACUAUCGCAGGUCUCUUGUAGGCAAAAAGUCCAGAAACUGAGUGGCCGCUCUUUUUAAGAAAUGAACUCUCAAAAAUAAGUCAAGAUGAUAAUGAUAUUAUGCCAACACUGAAGCUAAGUUAUGAUAAUCUCCCAUCACAUUUGAAGUAUUGUUUU
Molecule: messenger RNA, 1472 nt
Organism: Manihot esculenta (cassava)
Lineage: Eukaryota; Viridiplantae; Streptophyta; Magnoliopsida; Malpighiales; Euphorbiaceae
Product: putative disease resistance protein RGA3
Exons: 1
Coding region: 225-1337 (370 amino acids)
Biological process (GO): defense response to fungus
Molecular function (GO): ADP binding
Source: RefSeq, a predicted model, not a curated record